AUGCCCAACUUGCUUAAAGACUCGCUUGAAGCGCAGGCCGCCCAGGCUCAAACUCAAAAUGAUCCGACCGAAGCAUCACGAGGUGAGCAGGUUGAGGAGGACCCGCAAGCUGAGCAGCAGCGUAGCACAUCUUGGGCAGAUAUGAUGGACGAGGAUGAUGCAGAUGAAGAGGAUGAUGAAAACGACAAGCUGAACAUGCCAGAUUGGCUGCAGCAGACAGUGAGAGCUCAUGCCAAUUAUUUGAUCAAGUUGGACGAGCAAUGCCUGCUAGAAGCAGACCCUGCGGCCUACUUGGUCGAGGCGCGAAGAGAUUUCUUUGCCUAUCUCAAACGCCAGGAAGGUGGCGACUUGAGAGCGGAGAUUGCUGCGCUGGAGGAUCCGGCCAGUAUUGGUGUUGCGCACGUUGAUGAGCCACAAAGGCAAUGUACUGUCGGUCGCCUCCACGGAUCGCCUUAUUGCACAGCAAUUUCGUGCGAGAAGCGAGACAGUUCGCUGCAUUACGAGUCCAUGUCUGAGGUGGACGUGGUGCAGACGGAGGAUGAUGCUUGGCAUAAAAAUAAGACCAUGGAGGCCAUUGACGAUGAAACUGCAAAGCUGUUUGGGCUGCCUUGCUACGAUGUCCAGCAGGGUAUUGAUGAAGAUGCUUGGCAACACAAGAGCCGACGUCCAGUAGAUGCAGCUAGGUGCAGUCUUUUCACUACCCACGGUACGACUGCGAGCCUUUCUUAUGAUCAUACCUCCUUUUUCGGCCGCUGUUCUUCAGGCAUUCGUGCACGUUCACUUGAGAGGCCUGCUGAUUGCGUUGCAGGUUCAAUCUUGCCCUUGAUAGACAGGAGCAUUUGGCAUAGCGAGAUGUAUAGAAGCGUAGAUUAA
Protomyces lactucae-debilis is the source of this 873-nucleotide messenger RNA. RefSeq lists its product as uncharacterized. The record is from RefSeq and is a predicted model, not a curated record. Bases 1 to 873 code for a protein of 290 amino acids. Lineage: Eukaryota; Fungi; Ascomycota; Taphrinomycetes; Taphrinales; Protomycetaceae. The transcript has a single exon.